GCUCGUCCGGGCGAGGUGGAUCACAAAUAAGAUCCAAUCCAAUCCCCUCUUCCCAACCCGAAGGAUGGAGGCUGCGGCCGCAGGAGUGCCCCCGCCGCCGCCGGCCCCUGCCCGCUAGCCAGGGACCAACAGCGCCACAGCGAGCGAGCGAGCGAGCGAGCGGAGGGGGAGAGAGGGAGUCUGUCUGCAAAGUGCUGCUCCCUGGUGCUCAGAGGCGGCUGCUCCAACUCUCAUUCAUUUCGCCGGUUAACAUGAGAGAUCAUGGCCGCCUUCGGGCUUCUCAGUUAUGAGCAGAGACCGCUGAAGCGCCCCCGGCUUGGGCCGCCCGACGUCUACCCGCAGGACCCCAAGCAGAAAGAGGAUGAACUCACUGCUGUGAAUGUAAAGCAAGGCUUCAACAAUCAGCCAGCCUUCACCGGAGACGAACAUGGCUCAGCCAGGAAUAUUGUAAUUAACCCAUCAAAGAUUGGAGCUUAUUUUAGCAGCAUAUUAGCUGAGAAACUAAAGCUUAACACUUUCCAAGAUACUGGAAAGAAGAAGCCGCAAGUUAAUGCUAAAGAUAAUUAUUGGCUGGUUACUGGUCGGUCCCAGAGUGCAAUUCACAGCUGGUUCUCUGACUUAGCAGGAAAUAAACCACUUGCUAUUUUGGCAAAAAAGGUUCCCAUCCUUAGUAAAAAGGAGGAUGUUUUUGCAUAUUUAGCUAAAUAUUCAGUGCCAAUGGUUCGAGCAACGUGGCUAAUCAAGAUGACUUGUGCCUAUUAUUCUGCUAUUUCCGAGGCUAAAAUGAAGAAACGUCAGGUUCCUGAUCCCAAUUUGGAGUGGACACAAAUAUCUACCAGAUACCUUCGAGAACAGUUGGCCAAGAUUUCUGACUUUUACCACGUGGCCUCCAGCGCUGGCGAUGGCCCUGUCCCUGUGCCCCCGGAGGUGGAGCAAGCCAUGAGGCAGUGGGAGUACAACGAGAAGCUGGCGUUUCACAUGUUCCAGGAAGGAAUGCUGGAGAAGCAUGAAUACCUGACGUGGAUCCUGGAUGUUUUAGAGAAGAUCAGACCCAUGGAUGACGACCUCCUUAAACUCCUGCUGCCUCUGAUGCUGCAGUACUCAGAUGAGUUCGUGCAGUCGGCCUACCUGUCUCGCCGUCUCGCCUACUUCUGUGCUCGGCGUCUCUCCUUGCUGCUCAGCGACAGCCCCACCCUCCUGGCUGCCCACUCCCCCCACAUGAUGAUAGGACCAAACAGCUCGAGUAUCGGGGCGCCCAGCCCGGGCCCCCCUGGCCCUGGCAUGAGCCCCGUGCACCUGGCCUUCUCAGAGUUUCUCUCCUGUGCACAGCACGGUCCCUUGGUUUAUGGACUUAGUUGUAUGUUACAGACUGUCACACUCUGUUGCCCAAGUGCCUUGGUGUGGAAUUACUCCACGAAUGAAAAUAAGAGCGCCAACCCAGGCUCACCCCUGGACCUGCUGCAGGUGGCCCCUUCCAGCCUCCCCAUGCCAGGUGGGAACACGGCUUUCAAUCAGCAGGUUCGGGCAAGGAUUUAUGAGGUAGAACAGCAGAUAAAACAAAGAGGCCGUGCAGUGGAGGUGCGGUGGUCUUUUGACAAGUGCCAGGAGUCAACAGCAGGGGUGACUAUUAGUCGCGUUUUGCACACAUUGGAAGUCUUGGAUCGUCAUUGCUUUGACCGGACUGAUUCCAGCAAUUCGAUGGAGACGCUUUAUCAUAAGAUUUUCUGGGCAAACCAAAACAAAGAUAACCAAGAGGUUGCCCCCAACGAUGAAGCUGUGGUGACGCUGUUGUGUGAGUGGGCCGUGAGCUGCAAGCGGUCGGGCAAGCACAGGGCCAUGGCAGUGGCCAAACUCCUGGAGAAGAGGCAAGCGGAAAUCGAGGCCGAGAGAUGUGGAGAAUCAGAAGUCUUGGAUGAGAAGGAGUCUAUCUCUUCAGCCUCUCUUGCUGGUUCGAGUUUGCCUGUUUUCCAGAAUGUUCUGUUAAGAUUUUUGGAUACACAGGCUCCCUCAUUGUCGGAUCCCAACAGUGAAUGUGAAAAGGUGGAAUUUGUGAAUCUGGUGCUGCUCUUCUGUGAGUUCAUCCGCCAUGACGUCUUCUCCCAUGACGCCUACAUGUGCACCCUCAUAUCGCGAGGAGACCUGUCGGUCACGGCCUCCACCCGGCCACGGUCGCCAGCCGGGGAGAACGCAGAUGAACACUAUUCAAAAGACCAUGAUGUGAAGAUGGAGGAGCAGAGUAUUAUGGCGCAUAUGGGCAUUGACUCAGGACCCACUAACAUUUUUGAUGAAGUAGACAAGAGUGACUUUAAAACUGACUUUGGUUCGGAAUUUCCAAUUUUUUCCCCCAUGCCUGGAGAGUCCUGUGAGAAUGCCAACCCUUCCUUGGGCAGAAGAAUGUCAGUUAACAGUGAGAAGUUGGUGAAGAGGGAAAAACCGAGGGAAUUAAUUUUCCCAUCUAAUUAUGACCUCCUCCGUCACCUGCAGUAUGCAACACAUUUUCCUAUACCUCUGGAUGAAUCCUCAAGUCAUGAAUGUAACCAGCGCACAAUCCUUCUCUAUGGAGUCGGCAAAGAGCGUGACGAAGCGAGGCAUCAGCUGAAGAAGAUUACCAAAGAUAUCCUGAAAAUCCUGAAUAAGAAGAGCACCACAGAGACCGGGGGUGGGGAUGAAGGACAAAAAGCCAGGAAGAACAAGCAAGAAACUUUCCCAACCCUGGAGACUGUGUUCACAAAACUCCAGCUCCUUUCGUACUUUGACCAGCAUCAGGUCACAUCUCAGAUCUCUAACAAUGUGCUCGAACAAAUCACAAGCUUUGCAUCAGGAACAUCUUAUCAUCUCCCUCUGGCUCACCACAUUCAGCUCAUCUUUGAUCUCAUGGAGCCAGCACUGAACAUCAAUGGGCUCAUUGACUUUGCAAUACAGUUACUGAAUGAGCUGAGUGUUGUAGAAGCAGAACUGCUCCUGAAGUCCUCCAGCCUGGCGGGCAGCUACACCACGGGACUGUGCGUGUGCAUCGUGGCCGUUCUCCGGCGGUACCACAGCUGUCUGAUCCUGAACCCUGAGCAGACAGCGCAGGUGUUUGAAGGGUUGUGUGGUGUGGUAAAGCAUGUUGUAAACCCCUCAGAAUGCUCCUCCCCCGAAAGAUGCAUCUUAGCCUACCUCUACGAUCUCUAUGUGUCAUGUAGCCACCUCAGAAGCAAAUUUGGAGACCUCUUCAGUAGUGCCUGUUCAAAAGUAAAGCAAACCAUUUAUAAUAAUGUGAUGCCUGCAAAUUCUAACUUGCGAUGGGACCCGGACUUCAUGAUGGAUUUUAUUGAGAAUCCCUCGGCUCGUAGCAUCAACUACUCAAUGCUGGGCAAGAUCCUUAGUGACAAUGCAGCCAAUCGCUACAGCUUUGUCUGCAAUACUCUCAUGAAUGUAUGUAUGGGCCAUCAGGAUGCUGGAAGGAUCAACGACAUAGCCAAUUUCUCCUCGGAGCUGACAGCAUGCUGCACUGUCCUUAGCUCAGAGUGGCUGGGAGUCCUGAAGGCUCUUUGUUGCUCAUCAAAUCACGUGUGGGGAUUUAAUGAUGUACUUUGCACUGUUGAUGUGAGUGACCUUUCAUUCCAUGAUUCAUUAGCUACUUUCAUUGCUAUUCUGAUAGCACGACAGUGUUUUUCCCUGGAGGACGUCGUGCAGCACGUUGCACUUCCCUCUCUCCUAGCAGCAGCCUGUGGAGAUGCGGACGCGGAGCCUGGGGCGAGGAUGACCUGCCGACUGCUGCUCCACCUCUUCCGAGCUCCCCAAGCCUACUUCUUCCCUCAAUCAGCGGGCAAACCUUUCCCCGGAAUAAGAUCAUCUUGUGAUAGACACCUCUUGGCCGCUGCUCACAACAGCAUCGAAGUGGGAGCCGUGUUUGCUGUCUUAAAAGCAAUUAUGAUGCUUGGAGAUGCCAAAAUUGGCAGUAACAAUGUCAGCUCUUUAAAGAAUGAGGACUUCACCAUGAGGGGUUUACGUCGUGACGGCAAUGCUGAUGAUAUCUGGACUGCCUCACAGAAUUCAAAAGCCUGCGGGAAAAGCAUUUCUAUAGAAACUGCCAAUUUAAGAGAAUAUGCUAGAUAUGUACUGAGGACUAUCUGUCAACAGGAAUGGGUAGGAGAACAUUGCCUAAAAGAACCUGAAAGAUUAUGUACAGACAAAGAACUUAUAUUGGACCCCGUGCUUUCCAAUAUGCAAGCACAGAAAUUACUGCAGCUUAUCUGUUAUCCCCAUGGAAUUAAAGAGUGCACUGAAGGGGACAACCUUCAAAGACAGCACAUUAAGCGCAUUCUUCAGAAUCUUGAGCAGUGGACACUGAGACAGUCUUGGCUAGAACUUCAGUUAAUGAUCAAACAGUGCUUGAAGGACCCUGGCUCCGGUUCUGUGGCUGAGAUGAACAAUCUCCUGGACAACAUUGCAAAGGCCACGAUAGAGGUGUUCCAGCAGUCUGCCGACCUGAACAACAGCGCUUCUAAUUCGGGCUUGAGCCUCUUCAACCCAAACAGCAUCGGAAGUGCGGAUGCAAGUAGCACAAGACAGAAUGGAAUCAAGACGUUUCUAAGUUCCUCUGAACGCAGGGGCGUGUGGCUGGUGGCUCCCCUCAUUGCCAGGCUGCCGACCUCUGUGCAGGGAAGAGUGUUGAAAGCUGCUGGGGAAGAGCUGGAGAAAGGGCAGCACUUGGGCUCUUCUUCAAAAAAGGAGAGAGACAGACAAAAACAGAAAAGCAUGUCACUUUUGAGCCAGCAGCCUUUCCUCUCACUGGUUCUUACCUGCCUCAAGGGACAAGAUGAACAACGGGAAGGCCUCUUAACAUCCCUCCAGAACCAAGUUAACCAGAUUUUAAGUAACUGGAGAGAAGAACGAUACCAGGAUGACAUAAGGGCACGGCAGAUGAUGCACGAAGCCUUGCAGUUGCGCCUAAAUCUGGUGGGAGGAAUGUUUGACACGGUGCAGAGGAGCACACAGUGGACCACGGACUGGGCCCUCCUCCUCCUGCAGAUCAUCACCUCGGGCACUGUUGACAUGCACACCAACAAUGAAUUAUUCACAACAGUUCUUGACAUGCUGGGUGUUUUAAUCAAUGGGACAUUAGCCUCUGACCUAUCAAAUGCAUCCCCAGGGGGAUCUGAAGAGAACAAGCGUGCAUACAUGAAUUUAGUAAAGAAACUAACGAAAGAGCUAGGAGACAAGCGGUCAGAAAGUAUUGACAAAGUUCGACAGUUGCUACCUUUGCCGAAGCAGACUUGUGAUGUCAUCACUUGUGAGCCUAUGGGUUCCUUGAUCGACACAAAGGGCAACAAAAUUGCUGGAUUUGACUCUAUAGAUAAAAAACAGGGUCUCCAGGUCUCCACGAAGCAGAAAGUGUCCCCGUGGGACUUGUUUGAGGGUCAGAAGAACCCAGCUCCCCUGUCCUGGGCCUGGUUUGGGACUGUCCGAGUGGACCGGAAAGUGAUUAAGUACGAAGAGCAGCAUCACCUCCUUUUGUACCACACACACCCCAUGCCCAAGCCCCGAAGUUACUACCUCGAGCCGCUGCCCCUGCCUCCCGAGGAGGAAGAGGAAGAGCCCACAUCUCCAGUUUCUCAGGAACCAGAGAGAAAAUCAGCCGAGCUGUCAGAUCAGGGAAAAACUGCAACGGAUGAAGAGAAGAAAACAAAGGGAAGGAAGCGUAAGACGAAGUCCAGCUCAAGAGUUGAUGAGUAUCCACAGAGCAACAUAUACCGAGUGCCUCCGAAUUACUCACCCAUUUCCUCCCAAAUGAUGCACCAUCCGCAGUCCACCUUGUGGGGCUACAACCUCGUGGGACAGCCCCAGCAGCCGGGCUUUUUCCUUCAGAACCAGUCUCUCCCUGCAGGAGGCUCCAGACUGGACCCUGCGGGCUCCUUCGUCCCAUCCAACACCAAGCAAGCUCUGUCCCACAUGCUGCAGCGGCGCUCGGGCGCCAUGAUGCAGCCGCCUGCCCUGCACACCAUCACGUCGCAGCAGCAGCUGAUACAGAUGAAGCUUCUGCAACAGCAGCAGCAGCAGCGCCUCCUCAGGCAAGCGCAGACUCGCCCUUUCCAGCAGGGCCAGCCAGGGGACCAGGCUGCUCUCUUUGCUGCACAAGCACGGCCCUCCCUCCAACUCCCUCAGUAUCCAGGGCUGCAGCAAACACAGACCAUGCCUCAGGGCUACACGAUGUAUGGAACCCAGAUGUCUUUGCAGCAGACAGCCCAGCAGCAGGCCGGCAGCGUGGUCCUGUCUCCCAGCUACAACUCUCGGGCCUACCCAGCAGCACAUUCCAGCCCCGCGCUGAUGGAGAGACUCCGGCAGAUUCAGCAGCAGCCCGGCAGCUACGUUCAGCAGCAGGCCUCGCCCUACCUGCAGCCCUUCCCAGGCUCUCAGAGAUUGAACCAUCAGGCUCUACAGCAGAGCCCGCUGGUGGGUGGAGGAAUCGACGCUGUACUGACUUCCGCACAUCCCAACCUCCCCUCGGUGCCCCUGCCUCAGGACCCCAUGAGGCCCCGACAGCCGCAAGUUAGACAGCAGCAAAGACUCCUCCAGAUGCAGCAGCAGCCCCCCCAACCCCAGCAGCCCCCACAGCCCCCGCAGUCCGCACAGCCCCAGAGUCAGCCCCUCGGUCUCCAAGCAAUGCAGCCCCAGCAGCCUUUGUUCCCCAGGCAAGGCUUGCAGCAGACCCAGCAGCAGCAGCAGACGGCAGCCCUGGUGCGGCAGCUCCAGAAGCAGCUUUCUAGUAACCAGCCACAGCAAGGAGUGACUCCCUAUGGGCAUCCUUCACAUUUCUGAAUCUGGAAGAGGAGAAACAUGAAAUUUUAUGUUUGCACUGGAAAAUAGAAAAUCCUAUUUAAUGUAUUAGUCAUCCUUAGACAUGUGUCUUUGUUCUUUUUAAUUUUACGCUACACUUCAUACAGAGGUACUUGAACGGAAAAUGGAGGGGAAGUUGUGGUUUGGUUUUUGUCUCAUUCAGGACUAAUGUAGGCUGAGGGGCAUGGGUCAUGCAGGCCUACUCCAGGAAGAAUGUGCUAGCAGACCUUGGAGACUUGGUGCUUUUUCUCGAAUCACACAUUUAUAGGGAGAAUGAGAUGGUGGGUUUAACUAUUUGUGUGCUCAUUAAUGAUGAAGUUUGUUUCUUCCAAACUGGGUGGACCAAACUACUGAUCUGAACAGCAUGGUAGAUCUUGGCAGGAAAAGUGGCCUGAGCAUUCUGCAUCAACCUGUGAUGGUGAAGUGGAUGUUUAUUAGCAUCACUCUAAUUUGAAAUGUUCAAAAUGUUCAUAAGCACUUUAUCAACUUUGUUCUUAUUUAUGUAGGACUUUUCUUUGCUUCUGUCAUGGUCAAAAGGUGCUGAAACAGAUUGUUGCUUAGUACUCAAACUUUCUUAAUCCAAGGCUUCUGAGAGCACCACCUGGCGAAGUGUGGGAGCCUCCGGGUCCAGUUGAGCGGACUUGUUUCCAUUGCUGAGGGCCUUAGCCUUUGUGGGGUGAAACACGUAAAUUCUAAAGGCCUGAAGGAACCACGGUGGAAUCGUCCCAUUUAUUUAUUGCCAGUUUUGGCAAAAAUGACUGUGUCCAGUUUUGGUUCUCCUGAAUCUUAUGCCAAUUUGGAGGGGGUGGGGGGGUGAAUUGUGCAACUGGCUUGAGAUUCCACAGUGUCCUAACUUGACAUGGGUUCCAGAGACUCUGGCCCUGAAGUCCAGAAGGUUCUGGUUUUCAUAAAAGGUGUAUUUGCUGUUUAUUUUGUAUGGUAAGUAUUUGCUAUUUUGAAUUUAAUUAUCAACGUUGGUGUCAGUCUUGGGUUGUGUAUUGCAUAUACUGUAUUUAUAAA
Messenger RNA from Lepus europaeus (European hare), 7842 nucleotides. It is a transcript of the gene MED12L, whose product is annotated as mediator complex subunit 12L. NCBI's taxonomy places the organism in Eukaryota, Metazoa, Chordata, Mammalia, Lagomorpha, Leporidae. Gene Ontology annotation, cellular component: mediator complex. Gene Ontology annotation, biological process: regulation of transcription by RNA polymerase II. Bases 262 to 6804 code for a protein of 2180 amino acids. The record is from RefSeq and is a predicted model, not a curated record. Gene Ontology annotation, molecular function: beta-catenin binding; transcription coactivator activity. The transcript is spliced from 45 exons.